Arabidopsis arenosa is the source of this 1028-nucleotide messenger RNA. Lineage: Eukaryota; Viridiplantae; Streptophyta; Magnoliopsida; Brassicales; Brassicaceae. The record is from the annotation of a GenBank genome assembly.
AGGCACUCCCGGCUUAGAAUCUAUGGAACUUACAAACUUGGUUGAUUGCAAUGAGUUGUUGCUAUGUGUGAGGAAGAAAGGAGCUGUUGUGUGGAACCCAUGGUUGGGAGAGAGUACAUGGAUCGAGCUGUGGUCAAGACUAUCUCGUAUAAAAUUCCAAGGCAUAGGAUACGACAGUAAGACUUACAAGCUCGUUGCUAACUACCCUGGGAUCAAAUAUCCCACCUUUGACAUGUGGAAAAUCUAUGAAUUUGCCUCUAAUGUGUGGAUAAACCACGAGCCAGAACCUGGUGAUGGUGGUAGCAUAAACAUUCAAAAUGUUGUAUCGUUGAAUGGAACUUUGUAUUGGGUUUGUUUUCAUGACGAGACCGAUCCCUUGUGCUACCACAUUAGAAAAUUCGAUUUUUCUAGCGGAUUAUUCAUAAGAUUUUGUGAUCUACCAUGCGGGAGAAACCAUGAUGGGGAUGCUCUUGUCCUUGGGGUCUUUAGGGGAGAUCGGUUUUCGUUGCUAAAGCAAUGCAAGGUAACAAAGAAGAUUGGUAUUUGGGUGACCGAGAACAAGAUCAAUGAAAAUGGUGCGGAUGUGGUUUGGAUGAAUUUCAUGAACUUUUCAAGUCCUGACUUGCCGGAUUUAUACUCUAAGCCAAGUUACUUCAUCGAAGAUAAAAGACUCGUGGUGUGCUCUUGCAACGACACUGGUCGUGCUUGGAUCUAUAUAUUGGGGGAUAAUAAGUUGAUCAGUAAAACUCGUAUAGAUUGUGUUGUUGAUCCUUGGCCUUUGCACUGUACCUUUAUUCCCAGUUUGGUACCGGUUCCUCGAGGCCGAAGAGAAGAACUGGCAGAAUUACAAGUUUAGUUUUAUUACAUUUUGGCUUCUUGUUUGGUACGUUAUAGAGAAGCUAAAUUUGAUUUGAAUCUUGGUGUUUUUAUUCAUUACCAUCUUAUUUGCUUAAACUAGAUAAUUUACUAAUUUUCCCUCACCUUUUCUUGUUGAAUGUUCAUCUUGAUAAUAACCAGUACAUUUCGUA